Molecule: messenger RNA, 1150 nt
Organism: Emiliania huxleyi CCMP1516
Lineage: Eukaryota; Haptophyta; Isochrysidales; Noelaerhabdaceae
Exons: 13
Coding region: 41-1150 (369 amino acids)
Biological process (GO): microtubule-based movement
Cellular component (GO): microtubule; spindle; kinesin complex
Molecular function (GO): microtubule motor activity; ATP hydrolysis activity; microtubule binding
Source: RefSeq, a predicted model, not a curated record
GGGAGGGGGAGGGGGGCGUGUCGUGGCGCACGCGUGCCUCAUGAAGCCCGACCUGGUGACAUCUCCCCAUAUCUCCCCAUAUCUCCCUCUUGAGGCCCGACCUGGCGCAGACAGCGCCCCGCCUCCCCUAGCCUUGGCGAGGGCUCCUGCUCACGCCUCCUCACGCCUGCUCAUGCCUCCCUCGCGUGAGCAGGUGCGGAUGUACCUCCGCCACACGGCCAUGUCUCCGUCGGGCGGUGCCUUGGGCGAGGGGGCGGCAGGCGAAGAGGUCUACCGGCUGGCGGCGCACCCGCUCGUCGAGCACGCGCUGAGCGGCGGGCAGGCGACUCUGCUGACUUACGGCCAGACCGGCUCCGGCAAGACCUACACCAUCGAGCAGGUCUUCUCUCUCGCCUCCCCCCUCCUCGCCGCCCGGGCGCGCCACGGCGCGCGCGGCUCCGCAGCGCCACUCCGCGUCUCGGCGGUGGAGGUGCUUGGCCGGCGCUGCGUCGACCUCCUCUCGGGCUCGCCCUGCCAGCCGCUGGCUGCGGCGGAGGGCGGCAUCGAGCUGAAGGGGGCGACGCUGCGGCAGGCGACCGGCGCAAACGCGACGUCGUCUCGCUCGCACAUGGCGCGUCUCGAGCGUGCCCACAGCCCCGCCCGCCCUCCUCCCCCUCCGGGGGCGACGGAGGCGGGAGCGGCAGCCUUAGAUGGUGGGGCGGGCUUUGGUGUGUGCUCCGUCGCUCAGCUGCAUCCACACAAAAGCACCGUCUUCGCUGUGCACGAGCGGCAGCGGGAAGGCGCGGAGAUCAACACGUCGCUGCACGCGCUCAAGAAUUGCGUGCGCGCCUUCGCCGAGCGAGCGCGGAGCGGCCGCGCGGCGCGCAUGCCGUUUCGCGACGCGCUGCUCACCAGGAGAGCAGUCAGUCGUAGCGGAGAGGUGGUGGCGGAGAGGUGGUGGCUGAGAGGCGACUCCUGCCAGCUGGCUGUGCUCGGCUGUGUCUCGCCCGCGUCCGCCGCUACGGAGCACUCGCUGUCGACGCUGCGGACGGUGAUGGAGCUGGCGGGCGGCGGCGAGGGGCGGAGCGAGGCCGCCGCCCGGGGGAGCUUGGUUCGGGUGCUCGUGCUAGCGCCCCCCGUCGUGCUGGGCGUUGACAACUGCGGUGGCUAG